AUGACGCCUCCAAUCCCUUCCGAAAGGCCGACACACGGAUACCACUCUUCCCCAUCGCUAAAACCCUACCAAACCCCAGUAAACACCUACAUCUCACAGAGGCCCUCAGACCAACUCGUCGGCAUUCUCUGCGCAUCCAUCAUAAUCCACAGAGGCCGAGUCCUCCUCAUCCAACGCGUCCCAGAUGACGACUACCCCAAUCUAUGGGAAGCCCCCGGCGGCGUAGCCGACGAUGGUGAAACGAUCGUAGACUGUGCUGUCCGGGAGCUCCGCGAGGAAACAGGUCUGCGGGCGUCGGCUGUUACGGGCCUGGUUGGGGAGCUUGAGUGGGAUGAUAGUCUUCCCGGGCCAAUUGUUCAUUCCAAGAGAGGUUUGUGGAAGGUGUUUAUUUUUCGAGUGGUGGUGGAGGGGGAAGGGCGGGAGGAGUUGGAGGUUACGAUUGAUCCGAAGGAGCAUCAGGGUUAUCUGUGGGUUACGGAAGAGGAGGCUAGGAGGGAUAUGUGUGGGGAUAUGAAGUUGGAUUGGGUGUCGUUGGAUCUGAAGAAGAUAGUUUUAGAGGCUUUGGAGUGUUGUAGAGAUGGUGCUUAGAGGUCUUGCUGACUGUGGGUUUUAUUUAGCUGGGAUGGGUUGUUUGCAGGACGUAUACACCGUUGUAUUUAGUCUGAAUUUUGCGUGUGAGUCCGCAAACUGUGGCCAGCGUCUCAGGUCUGUCCUUAUGCGAGUCUGUACAUUGGGACAAGAGGCGUUUAGAGUGCCUCUAUGUCAGAGCUUGAGAAAUACGACUUGAG
Molecule: messenger RNA, 788 nt
Organism: Aspergillus alliaceus
Lineage: Eukaryota; Fungi; Ascomycota; Eurotiomycetes; Eurotiales; Aspergillaceae
Product: NUDIX hydrolase
Exons: 1
Coding region: 1-588 (195 amino acids)
Molecular function (GO): hydrolase activity
Source: RefSeq, a predicted model, not a curated record